AGUGAAAGUUAUAAUUUUUUUUUCUUUUGGGGUAAAGGAAGUUAUGGAUGAGUGUUAAUUUGGAGUUGUAGCAUGUAGUUACUUGGAAGUUAUUUUAUUAAACUUACAUUAAAAAAAAAAAAAGUGCAUGAGAAUCUAGAGUUGGGGUUUUGGAGUAAUGUUGCGAAACAAAUUAACAAUUGUGAAUAAAUCAAUAUUUGUUGCGAGUAAUGUGAAUCGAUCAUCCGUAUAUGUUCCACUUUUCCUUUUUUUUAAAACCCCAUUAUCGCAUAACUUGCACGGCUGCUGGAGACUGGCUGCUUCAAUCCUCACGUGACCUAUCACGUGCUAUUCAGGACCAAACAUCCCCUGUUUUCUCUCUCUUCACCUCCUCCCUUUCUCUCUCUAAACCAAUUCAUCCAACGUCUUCCCUUCAAAACCAACCAAUUUUUGAAUUGAUUUCAUUGAAUUCGUUGACUCACGCAAUUUUCAAUCUUUUCUUCACCCUUUUUCAAUCACAGAAUUUAUGGAUUUUGGGGUUGAUGGAGAUGUUGAUGGUGAAGUGGUGGGAAGUUCUGCAGAUACAGAGGGCAGGGUUGGGGAUGAAAAUGAUAUGGGUGGAAGUUCUGUUGAAGGGGGACAGAGCCAAGAUGAUAAAAUGAAUGAGGAGUUAUCUGAAAAGGAAGUUAUCCCUGUCGGGGAACCAAUAAAUGAGCCUUUUGUGGGGCAAGAGUUUGAGUCAGAGGCGGCUGCUCAUGCAUUUUACAACACAUAUGCUACACAUGUGGGAUUUGUUAUACGAGUUAGCAAGUUAUCUCGGUCAAGACGUGAUGGUACUGCUAUUGGCAGAGCCUUGGUUUGUAAUAAAGAGGGUUAUAGGAUGCCCGACAAGCGUGAAAAGGUUGUGAGGCAAAGAGCUGAAACUAGGGUUGGAUGUAGGGCAAUGAUUUUGGUAAGGAAAAUGAAUUCCGGUAAAUGGGUGAUCACAAAGUGUGUAAAAGAACACACUCAUCCUCUAACGCCAGGAAAGGGGCGAAAAGAUCUUAUCUUUGAGCAAUACCCGAAUGAGCAUGACAAAAUUCGGGAAUUAUCCCAACAGUUAGCUGUUGAGAAAAAGCGAGCUGCCACAUACAAAACGCAUCUCGAAAUGGUGUUUGAGCACAUUGAGGAACAUAACCAGAGUCUUUCAAAGAAGAUUCAAGAUAUUGUAGGCAGUGUUAGAGAGUUUGAGUCGAGAGAGAAAGAGAACUGUAGAUAGUAUUUGUUGCUCUCGUACUUUUACAUUGUAGGUGAUAUCCAAAGAUUAAACACAUUGGAAAUUUGUGUGCAGAAAUUCUAUGAAAUGAGGCUGAAAUUGUGUAGUUCUUUUUUUCUUUUUCGAGACCACAUGUUUUUUAGAACAGUUGUGUUGAUUCUUAAGCUAACAAUCAUUUUUACAGCAUGGAUAGCUCGGAACACUUCUGCAUCAUUAUAACUGGUGAUUAUUGUAAGACUGAGCUCCUCAUGCUCCCCUUUUCGAUAAAGAAAAAUGCAUCUUUGUAUGUUGUGUAUAC
Chenopodium quinoa (quinoa) is the source of this 1532-nucleotide messenger RNA. Its product is annotated as protein FAR1-RELATED SEQUENCE 5-like. The record is from RefSeq and is a predicted model, not a curated record. The coding region runs from base 506 to 1237 and encodes 243 amino acids. NCBI's taxonomy places the organism in Eukaryota, Viridiplantae, Streptophyta, Magnoliopsida, Caryophyllales, Amaranthaceae. The transcript has 3 exons.